Molecule: messenger RNA, 3348 nt
Organism: Cryptomeria japonica (Japanese cedar)
Lineage: Eukaryota; Viridiplantae; Streptophyta; Pinopsida; Cupressales; Cupressaceae
Product: transport inhibitor response 1-like protein
Exons: 3
Coding region: 1142-2935 (597 amino acids)
Biological process (GO): SCF-dependent proteasomal ubiquitin-dependent protein catabolic process
Cellular component (GO): SCF ubiquitin ligase complex
Molecular function (GO): protein binding
Source: RefSeq, a predicted model, not a curated record
AACUUUUGUAGCUGUAUCCCUAUAUAAUUCUGACAAUCUCUCACAAACAAAUACUGUGAGUUAAUCUACUGUACCUUUCAAAUACUUGUAAAAAAGUGAAAAAUGUCCUCAACUUCUGUCAAAUCUUAAUCUGUGCAUCCAACCUAUAAAGCCAUAAUGGAAAAGGAGGAUAGUCAUGGAAGUCUUUGUCUGCACUGUGGUUUUGAAGUUUUUGUAAUGGAGUACUAGGAUAAUACAGUAUGAUUCCUUGUGAUAAUCUUUCUGGGAUAGUUUUAUUUGGUUUAAAGUUUUAAUCUUGUAAACAAUGUCACUGUAAUUAUAUGAGAUUUUGUGAAUCUGGGGUUGUACGGUAGCAUUUUCAUUGUGUAAGUGAGAUUACACGUCAGUGUCUGGUCAGAAUCGGGCGUUUCUUUAAUAUUCGAUGUUUAUGUUUGACCCAUCAUGACACUGCAUUGGAAUAGAAAACACCCUUUGAAAAGAAGAUAUUUUUGGCCCUUGGUUACAGUAGGAUUAUCCGCCAGGUUGAUUUUACCCAUUUCCAUAUUCACACACCCUGGAGUUACAUUUCCCCAAACCAUAUCAUUGCGUCUCAUGUGUGUCUAUAUCCAUAAACGUUGCAGCAGAAGAGAAGGAGGAGGAAUUUGAGGUCCUCAUUGUCCCAUCGAUUCUAUUUAUUCCUUCAUUUUGACAAUGGGCAUUAUCCCCAUAUUUGGUAAGUCAUGGAUGGUGGAAUGCCCACGUAAGUGGUAGAUCUCAUAUCAAAGGUCUUCUUCGUCUUCCCUUUUUUUUAUAGCACUGCAAAUCAUGAGUGUGGGUUGAAGCGGCUCCCCCUCUGUCUGCUAAACUGCCCACCAUGUUUUUCAUGUCCCCUGUCUCCUAAACGCCCACCAUUUUUAUCUAGGCUUUCUAUUCCACCCAAAUCAAUAAGAUUUCAGCCAUCCCCACCCUUUAUCCUUGUGCCAUUUGAGUUUACUGUAAGCCUUUGGGAUAUUCUCUCAAUUGGGUGCCCGCUCCUCCUCUUUUUUCGAAGAGUUGGGUUCCUUAGAAUGGAUCCCAUGGGUCCCUAAGCAUCUUUACUGUGUAGAAGGAAUAAUGAUGGUAUGAAGCAGUGAGAGCCCUCGAGUGUGAAUCAGAGGCACACAUGGGUGAUGAGCAGUGUGAAGUUAUUGAGGAGGAUGAGGAAAACGCUGAGAGCGGCAGCUCAGUUGGUUGUCAGAGGAUUAAAAUGAAAGCCCAGCCUAUCUUCCCUUAUGAGGUUCUGGAACAUGUUUUAGCCUUUGUGAAAUCUCACAAAGACAGGAAUACAGUAUCAUUGGUUUGUAAGGCAUGGUACAAAAUGGAGUCAUGUACUAGGAAUGAGGUGUUCAUAGGGAACUGUUAUGCUGUUUCCCCAGAGAUCGUGGUGAGAAGGUUCCCCAGGAUAAAGUCUGUGAUUCUCAAAGGAAAACCAAGGUUUGCAGAUUUCAGCCUGGUUCCUCCUAAUUGGGGGGCUAAUCUGUAUCCUUGGAUCCCGGCAAUGGCACCUGUCUAUCGCUGGCUUGAGAAACUCUACCUGAAGCGCAUGACUGUGACAGACAAGGAUCUGUCUGCCAUCGGAGAUUCUUUUCCUAAUUUUAAACAGCUAAUCUUAGUUUGCUGUGAUGGCUUCACCACCACUGGCCUUGCCAUGAUUGCGAGCAAGUGCAGAUAUUUGACAGAACUCACAUUGAAUGAUGCUGAAGUAACUAACACUAGCGUUGAUUGGAUUGGCUGUUUUCCUGAGACAACAACUUCUUUGGUAUCACUUAGUUUUGAUUGUUUGGAGUGCCCCAUAAACUUUGAUGAACUGGAAAGGCUGGUUGCACGAAGUCCUUUCCUUAAAAAGCUAGGACUGAAUAGAUCUGUCUCUAUAGUACAGCUGCAACGACUUCUUUUGAGAGCACCUCAGCUUACUACUCUUGGAACAGGUUCUUUUGGGUCUGAGUUUUUUCAAGAACAGGGAGAAAAUCUACAUGCUGUUUUUGGCAAUUGCAAGUUGCUUCAGUGUUUGUCAGGUUUUCGUGAAAUUGUCCCAGAGUACCUCCCUGCCAUCUAUCCAGUCUGCUGCAAUUUAACUUUCUUGAAUUUCAGCUUUGCUAUUAUUGGAAGAAGAGAGUUUGAAGAAGUUAUCCGUCAUUGCCAUAAAUUGCAGCGUCUUUGGGUUAUGGAUACAGUUGAAGACAGUGGACUGCAUGCAGCUGCUGAAACAUGUCGGGACUUGAGGGAUCUGCGUGUGUUUCCAGUGGAUGUACAAGAGAAUGGUGUAAGUUGCGUAUCUGACAAAGGUCUUGUUGCCAUUUCAGAGGGUUGUCCAAAUCUUGAAUCUAUUCUCUACUUUUGUCAACAAAUGACCAAUGCUGCAGUGGUGACCAUGUCAAAUAAUUGUCAAAGUUUAGCUGUCUUUCGUCUUUGUAUCAUGGGUCGGUGCAAACCUGAUUAUAUAACUGGUGAACCCAUGGAUGAAGGCUUUGGUGCGAUUGUUAGAAACUGCAAAAACUUGACAAGGUUGGCAGUAUCAGGUCUGCUUACUGACAAAGCAUUUGAAUACUUUGGGACAUUUGGAAAAUCAUUAGAGAUCUUAUCAGUGGCAUUUGCUGGUCAGAGUGACUUAAGUAUGAAAUAUGUGCUGGAUGGAUGCAAAAAUCUUCGAAAACUUGAGAUUAGGGACAGCCCAUUUGGAGAUACUGCACUUUUAUCUGGUUUGCAUCACUAUGAAUCUAUGAGAUUUUUAUGGAUGUCUGAUUGUAAAGUCACUGAGCAUGGCUGCACAGAGCUUGCAAAGAUAAUACCUUCCCUUAAUGUUGAAAUGAUUAGAGAGAACAAAGGAGAAAAUGACUAUCUUGUGGAGAAACUUUAUGUAUAUCGUUCUGUUGCAGGGCCUAGGAAUGAUAAGCCAUCAUUCGUAAUAACCUUUUAACCUGCUACUUUUCUUUAUUUUCUCAUGGCAAUUCUAUUGUUUGGCUAAGCAUUUCAGGGGCUAUUCUCAUGUUCUUUUGAACACAAAGUCCUUGUACAUAUUUUUCACUGCGUAGCCAAAUAUAAUGGCAGAAUAGAGCAGGAACUCCUUCAGUUAUCUUAUUUCAGGCAUUGUAAACCAGGCUAUGAAUACUGGUUUCAUAUCAACUUGAUGCAAAUCUAGCUCAUUCUUGGAAAACCAAUUGAUUAUUGCUCAGGGCACAUCCAUAACCACUCAGUAUCUGAAUGCAACUAUAUAUCUGAAAAUAUUGGUCAUUCAGAACGAUUGGGUAAGGUCCUCUUUAGUUGCAUUUUGAAACAUUUUUUCUGUUUGCAAAUUAAGACAUCAGAAAUGAAUCAUAUCCGUUUUGCUUA